Strongyloides ratti is the source of this 1008-nucleotide messenger RNA. Its product is annotated as Protein Mo25. The record is from RefSeq and is a predicted model, not a curated record. Gene Ontology annotation, molecular function: protein serine/threonine kinase activator activity. Lineage: Eukaryota; Metazoa; Nematoda; Chromadorea; Rhabditida; Strongyloididae. The transcript has 2 exons. The coding region runs from base 1 to 1008 and encodes 335 amino acids. Gene Ontology annotation, biological process: intracellular signal transduction.
AUGCCAUUACCUCUAUUUGGAAAAUCACAUAAAUCUCCCCAAGAAAUUGUUAAAAGCUUAAAAGAAGCUCUAGAAACAAUUAACAAAGGAGAAAAAGAUAAAAAAAUGGAAAAGGCUAUAGAAGAAGUUUCAAGAUCAUUACAACAGGUAAAAAAUGUUAUUUAUGGUCAAGAUGGUCAGGAACCAAAUAAUGAACAGGUUGGACAAUUAGCUCAGGAAAUUUAUGGAGCAAGUGUUAUUCCACUUUUAAUAAAACAUUUAAAUCGUUUUGAUUUUGAAUCUAAAAAAGAUGUUGCUCUUAUAUUUAAUAAUCUUCUUCGUAGACAAAUUGGUACCAGAUCACCGACAGUUGAAUAUCUAAGCACAAGAUCAGAAAUAUUAAGAAUACUUGUUAAAGGAUAUGAAUCACCAGAUAUUGCUAUAUCAUGCGGUUCAAUGAUACGUGAAUGUAUAAGACAUGAACAUCUAGCUAAAAUAAUUUUAUAUAGUGAUAAUUUUUAUGAUUUUUUUCAAUAUGUAGAAGUUUCAUCAUUUGACAUAGCAUCAGAUGCUUUUACAACAUUUAAAGAACUAAUAACCAAACAUAAAACAUUAGCAGCUGAAUAUUUAGAUACAAAUUAUGAUAGAUUUUUUGAACAUUAUCAAAAAUUAUUAGAAUCAGAUAAUUAUGUAUCAAGAAGACAGAGUUUGAAAUUACUAGGGGAACUACUACUUGAUAGGCAUAAUUUUAAUGUAAUGACAAGGUAUAUUAGUAAUCCAGAAAAUUUAAAAUUAAUGAUGAUAAUGUUAAGAGAAAAAAGUCGUUCAAUUCAAUUCGAAGCUUUUCAUGUUUUUAAAGUUUUUGUUGCCAAUCCCAAUAGGCCUAGACCAAUAUUGGAUAUUUUAAUUAGAAAUAGAGAAAAAUUAGUUGAAUUUUUGACUAAUUUUCAUAAAGAUAGAACUGAAGAUGAACAAUUUAAUGAUGAGAAGGCUUAUUUAAUUAAACAAAUACAGGAAAUGAAAGCUUAA